UAGCGCCGCGAUGGGCAGCGGGGUCCGCGCGCCCCGCCGAGCGCCCCGGGUCCCUGCGCGCGCGGCGCUGCUGCAGGGCGCGGGCCGGGCGGCGCCCUCGCGGGGCCGGAGCUAAGCCCGCGUCCCGUCCCCGGCCCCGGCCCCGGCCCAUGGGGGGCCGCAGGUAGAGCCGCGUGCUCGGCCGGGCCGCAGCCGCGAUGGCCGCGCGCCGCCUGCUGCUGCUAGGGUUCCUUUGCACCUCCUGGGCUCAGCCGGCACAGAAGGUAGCAGGCCUCGUUGGUACAUACCGCCACGUGGACCGUGUCACCAGCCAGGAGCUGACAUGCGACAAAUGCCCAGCAGGGACCUAUGUCUCGGAGCACUGUACCAACACAAGCCUGCGUGUGUGCAGCAGCUGCCCGGCGGGAACCUUCACCAGGCAUGAAAACGGCAUUGAGAAAUGCCAUGACUGUAGCCAGCCGUGCCCAGGGCUGAUGGUCGAGAAACUGCCAUGCUCUGCCUUGACCGACCGGGAGUGCACCUGCCCACCUGGCAUGUUCCAAUUCAAUGCCACCUGCGCCCCCCACACCGUGUGUCCUGUGGGGUGGGGGGUGCGGAAGAAAGGGACGGAGAACGAGGACGUCCGGUGCAAGCAGUGUGCGCGGGGCACCUUCUCCGAUGUGCCUUCCAGUGUGCUGAAGUGCAAGGCGUACACAGACUGCCUGAGCCACAACCUGGUGGUGGUUACACCAGGGACCAGGGAGACGGACAAUGUCUGUGGCCCCCACCCGUCUCCCUCUAGCACCACCCUGGCCUCCCCUGACACCACCAUCUCUUCACUCUUCAAUCCCAUGGAAUCCCAGGAGGUCCCUUUCUCCACCUAUGUCCCUGAAGGCAUGAACUCAACAGAACCCAACUCUUCUGCCUCUGUUAGACCAAAGGUACCGAGUGGCAUCCAGGAAGGGACAGUCCCUGACAACACGAGCUCGGCAGGAGGGGACCAAGGUGUGAACAAGACCCUCCCGAGCCUCCGCGUGGUCAGCCGGCAGCAGGACGCCCCCCACAGACACAUCCUGAAGCUGCUGCCGUCCAUGGAGGCCACGGGCAGCGAGAGGUCCAGCACUCCCGCCAAGGGCGCCAAGCGGGGCCACCCGAGGCAGAGCCCGCACAAGCACUUCGACAUCAACGAGCACCUGCCCUGGAUGAUCGUGCUCUUCCUGCUGCUGGUGUUGGUGGUCAUCGUGGUGUGCAGCGUCCGGAAGAGCUCCCGGACGCUGAAAAAGGGGCCCCGGCAGGACCCCAGCACCAUUGUGGAGAAGGCGGGGCUGAAGAAGUCCCUGGCCCCGGCCCCGAAUAGAGAGAAGUGGAUCUACUACUGCAACGGCCACGGGAUCGACAUCCUGAAGCUGGUGGCAGCCCAGGUAGGGAGCCAGUGGAAGGACAUCUACCAGUUCCUGUGCAAUGCCAGCGAGAGGGAGGUGGCCGCCUUCUCCAACGGGUAUACAGCCGACCACGAGCGGGCCUACGCCGCGCUGCAGCACUGGACGGUGCGUGGCCCCGAGGCCAGCCUGGCCCAGCUCAUCAGCGCCCUGCGGCAGCACCGGCGCAAUGAUGUGGUGGAGAAAAUCCGGGGGCUCAUGGAGGACACCACUCAGGGCUCUGCAACCACCUGUGCAGGAGGGAGGGCCACUGCGCGAGACAGAGCACUGAGGGCUGGUGCUGACCCUGCACAGCUGGAAACAGACAAACUGGCCCUCCCAAUGGGUCCCAGCCCAGCGAGCCCCAACCCCGGUCCCAGUGGGAAACUGGAAAAUGCCACACUCCUCACAGUGGAGCCAUCGCCUCUGGACAAAAACAAGGGCUUCUUCGUGGACGAGUCCGAGCCCCUGCUCCGCUGUGACUCCACGUCCAGCGGGUCCUCAGCACUGAGCAGGACAGGCUCCUUCAUUACCAAAGAGAAGAAGGACACGGUGCUGCGGCAGGUGCGCCUGGACCCCUGCGACCUGCAGCCCAUCUUUGACGACAUGCUGCACAUCCUGAACCCCGAGGAGCUGCGGGUGAUUGAAGAGAUCCCCCAGGCCGAGGACAAGCUGGACCGGCUGUUUGAGAUCAUCGGGGUCAAGAGCCAAGAAGCCAGCCAGACUCUCCUGGAUUCUGUGUACAGCCACCUUCCCGAUCUGUUGUAGAACAUGCCGGCACUGCGCUCUGCAAACUGACCCGGUGGCAGGGUGGUUUCGUUUGGUUUCGUUUGGUUUCUUGCUUCUGGUUUUGGUGUAUGUGUGUGUUUAACAGUCUAUGGCCAGUGUAUGAGUUCUUUCUUUUCUCAUCUGUCUUCUUCUUCUUCUCCCCCUUCUCCUCCUUCUUCUUCUUUUUAAAAAUCCUCUGGGAAGUUAGUUUAUAACCCUUUGCAAAGUAUAACUGUUGCAAAAUACACACCAGUAAAUUUUUAUGAGUUCCAGUUUCUCUCUGUUUUUGCCUUCUUAUGUAUUUUCCAAAUUGUUCUGUGCACUUUAAAUUCAUGUAACUGACCGUAAAUGCAGUGUGACUUUUCCAACACACUGGAUUGUGACACUCUUCUUCAAGUGUAAUAGCAUCUUGUGGAUUCGAUCAGCAGUCUUGAUGUCUUUCACCAUCCAUGUCUACAUUUUAAAAAAAACAUUAUUGGCUAUUUUUAUUAUUGUUUGUCCUUUACAGAUGUUUUUAGGGAUUAAGGAGAUCUGAGAUCUUGUUGAGUUACUGUAACACAAUCAGACCUUGAAUUAUCUUCUCAAUAUUCCACGGCACACACUUCACAUUCAUGGCUGAAACCUGACCACAUGAUUGCAGACCGAAUGGUUUUUGCCUGGACACUGUGUUGAAUGCCUGAAUCCUCGUGCUCCUCUUCACGCUAAUACGCUCUGGGCUGGAGAAAUGAUAUCCUCAAGCCAUCAGGACUUGCUAUUUUAGUGGCUUGAUAUCCGGGCCACCAAAGAAUUUGAACUUCAUCUUUAGAGACCAAGUUGUUCUGGAACACAUUGCUGCACUUUGGAAAGUCCAACUCGAAUGCCAGGGGCAUGUUUUCCAUAGCAUUUGCCCAGCUUUGCUUUCAAAGAUGUCUUGUUUUUUAUACAAACAUAGUCAAUAGGUCCAGUCUGCCCUCCGGCCUUGGUCUUGUUGGGUCUUCUCCAUCAAUCACUAUAAUUAAAAAUGGCUGCAGCUGUAAGAACUCUUGUCUGAUAUAUUUGCAACUAUGCGCCCUUACACACCCACCCUCUAAUCCUCAGUGGCCAGGUUCUAAAACAAAGGUGGUGUGACCUCCCUUUGUGCCAGCGGGGUUUGAGGGUAGUGGUGAGAGACUGAUAUCAGAAAAAUGCCUUCAAGUGUAUUAAUUUAUUAAUAAAUACUAGGUGUUUGUUAA
This is a messenger RNA of Cavia porcellus (domestic guinea pig), 3376 nucleotides long. It is a transcript of the gene Tnfrsf21, whose product is annotated as TNF receptor superfamily member 21. Gene Ontology annotation, biological process: negative regulation of myelination; humoral immune response; oligodendrocyte apoptotic process. The record is from RefSeq and is a predicted model, not a curated record. The transcript is spliced from 7 exons. Gene Ontology annotation, cellular component: plasma membrane. Bases 198 to 2165 code for a protein of 655 amino acids. Gene Ontology annotation, molecular function: protein binding. Lineage: Eukaryota; Metazoa; Chordata; Mammalia; Rodentia; Caviidae.